Molecule: messenger RNA, 1533 nt
Organism: Ustilago hordei
Lineage: Eukaryota; Fungi; Basidiomycota; Ustilaginomycetes; Ustilaginales; Ustilaginaceae
Exons: 1
Coding region: 1-1533 (510 amino acids)
Source: RefSeq, a predicted model, not a curated record
AUGCAGACGACACUGUCGUCGAUGUGGGCCGGUGCCUCGAUCGAGUCCGGCCUUCACGACAAUGGCAGCUGCCACAUCCAUCACGAUCCAGUGGCCGUCUAUCUGGCCACUUUCCUUUGCGUCGGUCUUGUCGUCUCAUAUCUGCCACAAAUCUAUCGCAUCAUCCACAACAAGUCAUCACAAGGUUUCUCGCCAUGGUUCCUGCUUCUAGGUGCCACCUCGAGCGCAUCUAGCUUUCUCAACGUCGUGGCCCUACAAUGGGCAAUCAUCAGAUGCUGUCCGUCUUUGCCGGCUUUGGAGUGUACCGAAUCGCUACUAGGCAUCUUCCAAGUCGGUCUGCAAUGGUUCAUGUUUGCCUCGAUCUUUGUCCUCUUCCUCAUCUACUAUCCAGCAGACCGGAGGUACGAACGCGCCAUCGCUCUCCCCGAGCGUGACGAGGACGACCGUCGUCUCCGCGCUCAAGCACGCCUCGCUGCCCGUAGAGAAGCUGCUGGUCGACAAAUCCCAUCUCACAGCACCAACAGCGCUGGCUGGCUCGCAGCAUCCACCAAGACUUCUCGACCUCUGGUAGGGUCCACCGCUGAAGAUGUCACUUCAGCUGAUUCAGACAACUCGGAUCUCGACUCUGUCGACAGCCACAUUGCUCAGAACUAUGCCAACACUGCACCUCAGACAAAUGGUGAUGAUACCUCCUCGAAUGGGGACGAUGACGACGAGGAAGAGGAUCUCGAUCACGACACCGAGGCUUUGCUCCAUCCAGGCCAUCACACAACUUUCUCAUCACGGGAUCUCAGCAGCAGCGCUUUUUCCCGUCUCGUCCCCACCUUUUGGCCUAUGUGGAAGGCUCCGGGCAGCGGCAAUGUCGACGCAUCCGAACGACGCAACCGUUCCUCCAACACUCGCAGUGAUGUGCUUGUAGGUGCGCCCCGCGGCAUACGCAGAAUCGAGCGAGAGAGGCGAGCUAAGAUGGACCACAAAACAUUGCGAACCCGCAAACGUCGCACUGAAGAAUGGAGUUUGGCCGUUGCGCUCGCUUGGGUUGUGUUGAUUCACUUCCUCUUGAUCAGCGCCAUCACCCUUUUGCUUGUCAGCUCGCUGCCACCAAAAUCCUUCCCUCCGCUGGAGGAAGUCUCAGCGCUCGCGAGUUCGAGACAGGCCGUUGCCAGCGUAUCGACAGUUGUCUUGAGCAGACCUUCUUCACAUCUGCUCGUCUCGAGAUGGGCUGCUUUCCUCGGCAGCUCAGCGACCCUUCUUGCCGCUGGCCAGUAUCUUCCACAGAUCGUUCACACCGCACGCACCAAGCUCGUGGGCAGCUUGAGCAUUCCCAUGAUGUGCUUGCAGGUGCCCGGCAGCGCCAUUUUCGUCUACUCCUUGUCGCUUCAGCCAGGCACAGAUUGGUCCUCGCUCGCGGCGUAUGUGCUUACAGGUGCGCUUCAGCUUGUCUUGCUCGUACUUUGCAUUGCAUGGCGCUUCCGCCAACGACGCGCAGGUGUCGACGACUAUGGCCGUCCCCUCGCAGAGGUGGCUCUCUGA